This is a messenger RNA of Neurospora tetraspora, 873 nucleotides long. RefSeq lists its product as uncharacterized. The record is from RefSeq and is a predicted model, not a curated record. Lineage: Eukaryota; Fungi; Ascomycota; Sordariomycetes; Sordariales; Sordariaceae. The transcript has 10 exons. The coding region runs from base 1 to 873 and encodes 290 amino acids.
AUGGCCACAGAAUUUGGUGGACUUCUUCUACUACCCAGUGGUGUUGUCGAGAUGUGGUUCCGUCAGCCUGUUCAAGAUGGUUACUGCUGGUUUAGCAAUUGUCUGUCCACUUAUGGAUGGCUCUUGCCUUCCAGGUUGGAUGGGACGGUUGGACAGCCUUGGGCCGUAGGCGGUAUGGUGUUGGUCGCUGGCACAAUCUGUUGGUCUCGGCCCUUACAAGUAGGUUGCCAGAUUCUCGCCAAACCAGAGCAGCCAGACACAACUCGUCAAAUGGUCGAAAGAGACGAAGCAGGAAACGGCAGCGGCAUACCAUCACUCGGUAGAGGAAACUUGGCUGAUCUCAGUCAACACUUGCGCGCAGCCAGGAAAUGGAAGGGUCUUGCUGAUUUUGCCCUUGCCGGUGCUGGUGAUGGUGCUGGUGCUAGUUCAAGUUACAACAUAUUCCGUGAACUGUUGUGCUAUGCGGGACUGACUGCCGGUCCUCAGAAGGCCACCCACCCUCAACCAUCCGAUGACUGGGGUUCCCGUUACCCUUUGUAUACAUCGCAUUUGCUGUUUCAUAAAUGGGCGUCGUUUGUGACACCCGUCGGUCUCGAUUCGAACGGGAAAACAAAACGACCUCGGGCACCAACCGGACUGGAGAAAAGAUGGUACACCCUCAGUACGUACGGGAGCCCUGGUCUGCAUGGAAUGCGCAAACCAUUGUCAGGCUACUGUUGUAAGGUAGCUUGGGAAGAUGGCAGGAUGCGCCAUGAUGGUCCUUGGGCUGAACCAGGAAACGUUCGCCCUGUUGCUCCGGUACAUGAACUUUUGGCGUCUCACAAGAGGAAAGUGGCAAUCUCCAAGUGGUCUGAGAGCAUAUUGUUGUCUUGA